CUGGUGAGUUUUAGGGUUAAUGUAAACAUUAAACAAUUUUCACUAUAUACACAAUAAUCUUGUAGAUUUAUAUUUUAUAUAUUUAGUUAACUAGUUGAUUAUAGAGUAAAAUUAUAAAAUCAACCUUGUACUUUCUAUUUACUAAGAAAAAUUAAUUAUUAAUAGUUAAAAAUGCCUAAAUCUAAAAGAGACAAAAAAAUUUCAUUGACAAGAACUACUAAACAAGGUUCUAAAUUAAAGCAAUCUAUAAUGGAGAAACUACGUGAUGCUGUUGACCAUUAUGAAAACAUUUUCGUAUUUUAUACUGACAAUAUGCGAAAUGGUAAAUUAAAAGAUGUUCGAAAUGAAUGGAAAGACAGCAGAUUUUUUUUUGGCAAAAAUAAAGUUAUGGCUUAUGCUUUGGGUAAAACAGCUCAAGAAGAAAUACAUAAUAACUUACAUAAAUUAGCACAAAAAAUUGAAGGACAAUGUGGAUUAUUAUUUACCAAUAGACCAGUUCAUGAUGUAGUUAAAUGGUUUGAAAAUUACUCUGAACCUGAAUAUCCUAGAGCUGGUACUCGAGCCACAUAUUCUGUCAUAUUAAAUGAAGGACCACUUCCAGACUCAUUUAUUCAUUCUAUGGAACCAUCAUUAAGAGAACUCGGUUUACCUACUAGUCUACAACGAGGAGUAAUUCAAGUUCUAAAGGAACACACAAUUUGUAAGGAGGGUGCUUUAAUUACUCCAGAGCAAUCUAGAUUACUAAAAUUAUUUGGGCAUAAAAUGGCAAUGUUUAAAAUAACAAUGAAAUAUGCUUGGUCAAAAGAUGGAAGUUUUCACACAUUAUUCAGUGAAUAACAAUGAUAUUCUUUUUGUGUUAUAUAAUUGUUAAAUAAACUGUAAUAUUUUUUCUAAA
This is a messenger RNA of Daktulosphaira vitifoliae (grape phylloxera), 895 nucleotides long. RefSeq names its product mRNA turnover protein 4 homolog (gene RpLP0-like). The transcript is spliced from 5 exons. Gene Ontology annotation, cellular component: nucleolus; preribosome, large subunit precursor. Gene Ontology annotation, biological process: rRNA processing; ribosomal large subunit biogenesis; nuclear-transcribed mRNA catabolic process. Gene Ontology annotation, molecular function: RNA binding. Bases 172 to 837 code for a protein of 221 amino acids. The record is from RefSeq and is a predicted model, not a curated record. NCBI's taxonomy places the organism in Eukaryota, Metazoa, Arthropoda, Insecta, Hemiptera, Phylloxeridae.